Messenger RNA from Cherax quadricarinatus, 2608 nucleotides. RefSeq names its product oplophorus-luciferin 2-monooxygenase non-catalytic subunit. Lineage: Eukaryota; Metazoa; Arthropoda; Malacostraca; Decapoda; Parastacidae. Gene Ontology annotation, molecular function: protein binding. The record is from RefSeq and is a predicted model, not a curated record.
AUACACUCACAAACACACAAGACUGGGAUAAGUUAUCAUACCACGAGUUACCCCACUCGUUCUCCGCGCCAAUACCGAAAGUAAGACGUAUAUUGUGUAGUGCGUUGCAGGAACUGUCUCAACCAGUUGCGUUACAGCUUACCCUAGACUUUCCUAGUACUCAAAACGAAGCUACUUUUCAAGGCCAACAACAUGGGUCUCUACAAAGGAGCUGUGUGUAUGCUUCUCGUGGUGUUUCUCUGUGCAGAGAGUCAUGGGGACGACAAAGCUGCGCAAGACAAUAAUCGAGUUGACCUGAUCUGCCCUAAUUCCGAAGAUAUUUCUCCCUGUGUCUGCUUCUCCUUUCCUGACAAGACUACACAUUUGGAUUGUUCUGCAGUUAGGAGCGAGGCUCAGCUGGCCGAACUGUUCUCCAGCUUAGCAGUCCCAGCCUUCACUUCACUGACUAUUGAGUACAAUACUGAUAUAAAAGUGCUGAGGGUUGGAGACUUGGGCAACGUCACCUUCCAAGAGAUUUACGUCCACGGUGGCGCUCUGGAGGAGGUGGAGAGCGGUUCUCUCUCCGCCAGUUACUCAAUCGCUCACAGCCUGGACUUCAGCUCCAACAGUCUUACGUCGUUCUGCUUUGAGGAUAUAAAACAGUUUACGAGCCUCCUGGACCUGAAUCUAAGCGACAAUAAGCUCUACGAGCUCCCACAAAUCUCAUCUCAGACGCUGACCUCCCUCAGUAUCGGAAAAAAUCCUUUGACAUCGCUGUCUCCCUCGGUAUUCAGUGACACUCCUUCACUACGAGCAAUCUCCAUUUUCGGUACAGAACUCAAUAACUUGUUCGCAGGAACAUUCAGCACCCUGGCCAACCUGACGUGGCUUAACCUGUCCGAGAAUGAGCUGACCCACAUCCACACAGACGCCAUUCACAUCAAGGUGUUCGGGGCCUCGAUUCACCUUGACUACAACAGCAUCAAGUACGUCCUUCCCGGUGGCAUAUCGGGUUUGAGAGGAGGGUUUGUGUACCUCUACACGAACAACAUCGUCGAACUAGAGGAGGAUGUGUGGCGUCCACUGCUGGAGGAGGGUAACACACUCGACCUCAAGGCGAACCCAUUGGCUUGCGGCUGCGACGUGGCUUGGCUGGUCAAGAACGCCACCCUCCUGCAGUUCGUGGACAGUAAGACUUCCUGCUCGAGCGGCGACCUGCUGGUCGACCUCGAUGCUGAGUAUUUGGACCUGGUGUGUUAAGACACUACUAUCACCAGAUGUAUUAGCACCUCUUCCUCCUCCUCUUCCUCCUCUUCUUCCUCUUCCUCUUCCUCCUUCUCCGCAUUCUCCUUCUCCUUCCAUUGAAGGGAAGGGGAAGGAAAAUCGUCGUCAUCAAUGACUGUCGCCAAUCGUCGUCAUAAAUAGUCAUCAAAGGUCACCACCAAUGAACGUCAUCAAAGGUCGCCAUCAACGGACAUCAUCAAAGGUCAUCAACGACUGGCCGUCUUCUAAAGUCGUCAUGUGGGGUUAGUCGUGCGUGCCUUGGAGAGGGAGAGAGCACCUUCAGUUCGAUGUGUCUAACUCGAGGAAGCUGCUGUGGGCCGCGUCGGUAUCUAACAGCCAUCUUCAGUUUCGGGAAUGCUGUCGCGGUCAACAAGGAACAUGACUCAGUACUCUGGCAAGGGCUGUGAAUCAAUACUCUGCUCGACAAGGAAUGCGACUCAGUACUCUGCUUGGGGCUCUGAUACCUUUCUUAAUUGGGAAGAAAUACGACGACACUUCACAGCAUUGUCCUCUUUCAAAAGUGUGAGUUAUUUGUGAACUGUUCCAGCCACGGUACUCUGGGUUACUUGUGAAUUGUUCCAGUGACAGUAUUAUGACUUGUGCUCUUCAUACGAAGCUUCAGAGCAGUAUGGAAAAUAUAGAACUUGUAAACUAAGCGACGUUGUCAUUUGCAAAGUUUCAAUAAUUCUUCAUUUAUUCCAUUCUUUCCUGUAUUCUCAUAUACCAGUUAUGAGACUAACACAUACUUGCUACCAUGAUCCAAAAGGAGCACCAGUACACUCGCUUCCACGAUCGGAGGGGAACGCCGAUGCACUAGCUGCAAUGAUUCAGGAGGGUCACGAACUUACCAUGACGGGUAAACAGCGCUAAAUAGCUCAGUACCUUGAUUGGAAAAGAGCAGUAAAAGAAACUCAUUAAAAUGAUCGGAAAAUAAUGCUCAAUUAUUAAGUACCACUAUAAAAGCAGAGUGCUAAGUUUCUUAUUACCAUGACUGAAAGAGUGCACUAAAGUACUAACUGCCACGAUCGGAAAAUAGCGCUCUUAUACUCACUUCCACAAUCAGGAAAGUCAGCAGAAAUUCUCACUACCUUGAACGGAACAUAACACCUCUAUUUUCAGUUCUACGAUUGGAAAUGACCGCUAAAUUAAUCUCUAACAAAUUACCCACUACCAUGAUACGUACCUCCCUAAACUGUCAUUGUUUUUUUUUUUUAGAAGUAAAUAACACUCAGAUGUACUUGAUCCUUGCGAGAGAGAGAUCUUUGAUGCUAGUGAAGGGCCCUUGAUCCAAAAAGCGGAACUUUACCUCCCAUUUCUCGAGACAAAUCUGAUUGUUUCCCACUUC